AUGGCCUGGCUCCUGCUUCUCAUCCUGAGUUGCAUCAGCCUCGUGUACCUGCAGCUCCCAGCCGCCCUGUCCAGCAGCCCACGGCCCGUGCGACCCAGAGAGCCCCCGGCCUGGAUUCCCGCCAGUGGCCUGCAGCCCCGACGCCCUGCAUCCUGGCCAGCAACCUGGAAGCCCCGUCAGGCCCGUCAGCCACACAGGAGGGCCAGCUAUGCCCCCUCUGGGGGCCAGCAUCUCAAGGCCAGCGGCCCCCGCAGGCCCCACGCCCAGCUGCUGCGGGUGGGCUGCGCCCUGGGCACCUGCCAGGUGCAGAACCUCAGCCACCGCCUGUGGCAGCUGGUGAGGCCAGCUGGCCGUCAGGACUCUGCUCCCGUCGACCCCAGCAGCCCCCACAGCUAUGGCUGA
This is a messenger RNA of Ochotona curzoniae (black-lipped pika), 402 nucleotides long. RefSeq names its product adrenomedullin 2 (gene ADM2). NCBI's taxonomy places the organism in Eukaryota, Metazoa, Chordata, Mammalia, Lagomorpha, Ochotonidae. Gene Ontology annotation, biological process: regulation of systemic arterial blood pressure; positive regulation of heart rate; adenylate cyclase-activating G protein-coupled receptor signaling pathway. The transcript is spliced from 2 exons. Bases 1 to 402 code for a protein of 133 amino acids. The record is from RefSeq and is a predicted model, not a curated record.